GCGCAAGUCCGUCAAUCCCCUUGUUUACAAUUACUCCCGACAAGGUUUUGGUUUUGUGGUUUUCGGACAAAUGUCCAGAAUGCGUAAAUAUACAAUAAUACCUCCAAAUAGUCCAUACGUUAUGACUGUAAAGAAAUAACUUGUGCACAGGAUAAAAGGGGAAAAAAAACGAAAGGGAAAGUAUUCUGACCGAGUCGUGGCAUUCCUUAAUUAGACGAUGUCGUUACAAGACGUGAUUCGGUCAGUCGUGUUCCGGAGUCGUCAUAGAGGGUCGUUAUAAAGUGUUCUAAACCCUCUACCAGGCUCUACUCGGUCUUUGCAAGCCAUGACAUUCAUUCAUGCUGCUAACCAUGCCUCGCUGAGAAACAGACGGAAGCUCGGAGGUGCUCGUACGUUCUUGAUUGGAAAAUUCUACGGUCCAUUUGAUCCAGUCUUCUGCAAUUUUUAUUCAAAUUAGGAAGAGGGACAAUUGACCUUUUUUGAAAGAUCAAGAAUGUAUGUUUUGAUUGCCGUUGUGUUCAGUAUACUUAAGUGUGCUGUAGAAUCGAGAACAAUUGGUUGUGUGCUGGAAUCUGUACCGGGGACCAGGAACCAGUUUACAGUUCAAGUGUCAACAACUGGUCAAUCAAAGGUCUUCUACUGUGCUAAUGGAACUGUGUUCGAUCAGCAGGCAUGCGUUUGUGUCAACAAUAUGGAUCCCAACAUGAGACCCACAGCCCCUCCCAUCCGUCGUUCAACGAGAACUCCCUUGGAUCCGCUUGCUUCCACCUCGAGACCACCCUGUAUGUUCAAACCAGAUGUAGACCGUCAUUAUUACCUAGAGCAGGUUCAUAUGUCUUCUUGGAAGAGGCGACCGUGUGCGUAUGGCACACUAUUUAACGAGGAAGAGUGCAUGUGUAUAGACAGAGCACCCAUAUCUACCUCAAUUUGUAGGCCUCGUUUAGUAUUGAAUUUCAAUUCCACACCCAUCAGAGAUUUUUCAAACAAUGGGGUGUAUGUUUCAAACGAAGGCGUGGGCUCGGUUGUUAGCGCGGGACAGUUUAACAAACAAGGUCGUAUCCAUAUCCCCAUGUUUUCUUGGAUAGGACACAGGAUGACCAUAACCUUGCGGUUCUUUGAGUGGGACGGUGGGGACCCGGAACAGACACUUAUUGCGAACUGUUACCAUCCCGUUGCUGGGUCCAAUGGAAGGGGAUCUUUUGAACUUAUGCUCAGGACCGAAGCCAAAGAAGUUGUCUUUCGAGUAAACACUACACAAUCAGUGAUGAGGGAGAUAGUCAUUCCAUAUUUGGCCAAACGCUGGAAUAACGUGACUGCUACAUAUAACGGAAGAUAUUUCAAAGCGAGAGUGAACAACCGGGAAGGCACGGUGCAGGUCCGAGGUAAUAUAGAAAGUCGUGCCGAAGGAAUGUAUAUUGGGCAAUGCCCCAGAAGUGCGCCUGGUGGUUCAAAACGAGCAUACGUGGGCUAUAUUGAUGAUUUAAACUUUUAUCAAUGUGUGCAACCGAAUAUUCCAAGUAGAGAGUUGCUCAUUGACAGAAAUCCGGUUUAAGGAUAUUUUAUGCUCUCGCAGCGACAAUCUGUGACAGACAGUUCAUCUCAGUCACCUACAGUACUUCUUCAAGGAAUUCCGUUACCGUUAUCGACUGUGUCUAUUUAUAGACUGCUGCGUUAGAUCCCCUGAUGUUUAUAUACUGCACAGAACAAAUUCAGUAGGACAGGACCUUUGCUGAUUUGUAUGUUCAGUGCAGCAAAUUUAUGAGAUACUCAGGUAUAUUUCAUGUGAAUCUGUGUGUUCUAUGUUUGUAUUAAGUACUUUUUGCAGUACACGAGUCCUUUGUUUUAACUGUUAUAACAUGUAAUUUAAUUGUAAAUAUAGCGACUUGAACUGAAUGUUAAUGAUACCUCAUUGAAUAAUAUUGAAAAGUAUUUAUCGCUUUUUUCCUCAUUAAAUGUUGAAUGAAA
This is a messenger RNA of Ostrea edulis (European flat oyster), 1965 nucleotides long. Its product is annotated as asparagine-rich protein-like. The transcript is spliced from 10 exons. The coding region runs from base 494 to 1552 and encodes 352 amino acids. The record is from RefSeq and is a predicted model, not a curated record. NCBI's taxonomy places the organism in Eukaryota, Metazoa, Mollusca, Bivalvia, Ostreida, Ostreidae.